Molecule: messenger RNA, 672 nt
Organism: Cyphellophora attinorum
Lineage: Eukaryota; Fungi; Ascomycota; Eurotiomycetes; Chaetothyriales; Cyphellophoraceae
Exons: 1
Coding region: 1-672 (223 amino acids)
Source: RefSeq, a predicted model, not a curated record
AUGCCACAUACAUCGAGCCGACACGAGAAAGAGUGGCACAGUCCCGUCAGACGAGAAGCCGAUUCGGCAUGGGAAGAAGAACACUCGACUCGAAUCGACGACCUGCAGAGUCGUCUCGAGAAGUUGAGCAUGCCAUCUCACUCCCCACCUCGACGAGCUGCCUCCCCUGAGCCGAUUGACGACCACUACUACUCUCAAGAUUCUGAUCCAGAUCCUGUACCGCGACGACACCAGAAAGCCUCUCCAGCAGUCAGCCGUGAUCGUGACGACUACAGCAUAAGUACACGCAGAAGAAGGGACCAGAAGACACGCCACAACGAUAGCUACGAGAGCGUCGACAGCGCUCCUUCCCGCAGCAGAAGCGGCCCGCUGAAAGCAUACUCGUACAAAGACGAUCCUUACGACUCCGGCUACGGCUCACACAGCUCCUUCCGGUCUCCCGUCUACACUUCUCGUCGGCCAGGGCUGACUCAGAGCCAAAGCACAGGGUUGCGUCUUGCGAACUACGGGGCAAAAACGGAGCCCAGAGAUUACGCAUACGCACUGCCUAGGUCUCGCACCUACGACGUACCCAUGACGAGCACAUAUGGCAACUACUCCAGUCCCUUGGGCGCUUACGGAGUCGAGUUGUCGCCCUCUGGUCGAGCGAGAGUAGUCACUCGUCCAUACUAA